Molecule: messenger RNA, 1760 nt
Organism: Aspergillus heteromorphus CBS 117.55
Lineage: Eukaryota; Fungi; Ascomycota; Eurotiomycetes; Eurotiales; Aspergillaceae
Product: asparagine--tRNA ligase SLM5
Exons: 4
Coding region: 37-1614 (525 amino acids)
Biological process (GO): asparaginyl-tRNA aminoacylation
Cellular component (GO): mitochondrion
Molecular function (GO): ATP binding; asparagine-tRNA ligase activity
Source: RefSeq, a predicted model, not a curated record
CUUUCCCCCGCGACAUCUCCCCAAUUGCCCCAAGAGAUGCAGACAUGGCGGCGGACAUUCUCCACAUCAGUUGCUCGGCUGAAUCAUAAGCCAGCAGCGAGGGCCGCCAGCCCCGCGCUGGUCCGUUGCGCGCAGGCCCUCCAGCAAAGCCGGGGAUCUAGUCUGGAGGACCAGGAGAUCAGCUUCAACGGGUUCAUCCGCUCUGUUCGCAAGCAGAAACGCAUUGCCUUCGCAGAGAUCUCCGAUGGCUCGACGGUCAAACCUCUGCAGGCUGUUUUGACCCCGUCGCAGGCGGCCGAACUAUCUACUGGCACAGCGGUGGAGAUAUCCGGCAUAUGGAAGGCAUGUCCCCCUGGCAAGGAGCAAACGCAUGAGCUCCAGGCGACAGCCGUGAACGUGGUGGGCAAAACAGACCCGGAGACCUACCCGAUCCAGAAGAAAUACCACAGUCCCGACUUCCUCCGUCAGAUCCCCCAUCUCCGCCUGAGAACGUCGUUCAACUCCCUCCUCUCGCGCUUCCGAUCUGAAUGCCUAUACCAACUCGGGAACGUGUUUCGCUCUGCCCCCAAUGGCGGCUUCAUACAGGUGCACCCGCCGCUCAUCACGUCUUCGGACUGCGAAGGUGCGGGGGAGACAUUCUCGGUCGUCCCCCGGGAGCAAAUGGGAACAACUCCCGCCGAGGGCGAACAUUUCUUCCGCGCCCCCAAGUACCUCACGGUAUCUUCGCAGUUGCAUCUCGAAGCCUACGCGGCCGAGCUGGGGAACGUGUGGACCAUGUCGCCCAUGUUCCGGGCCGAGAAGAGCGACACGCCGCGCCAUCUCAGCGAAUUCUACAUGUUGGAAGCCGAGGCCAACUUCAUGAGCGACCUGGACUCCCUCACCGACAUGGUCGAGUACCUGCUCCGCGACCUCACCCGGCGCCUCCACGAGACGUCUGUUGGACAGGAAAUACUCACCGUGAAACGGUCCAGCGAGUCCGAGGAAUCCUCCACUCCCGUUGACCUGCGCCAGCGCUGGCAAGACAUGAUCGCCGGGCCGAAAUGGCGACGAAUGACCUACACCGAAGCGAUCGAGCUCCUCCAAGAAGCCGUCACCGCCGACUCCGCCUCAUUUGAAUACCCCCCGACCUGGACCGGCGGCCUGCAGCUCGAGCACGAGAAAUACAUCGUCGACGUGCUCAACAACGGCCACCCGGUUUUCGUGACCGACUACCCCAAGACCAUCAAGCCGUUCUACAUGGCCCCGUCCCACGCAACCGCCACAACCCCCACGGCGAAACCCGAAGUCGCAGGCGGCUCCCUCCGCGAACACCGUCUCGCGGAGAUCAUCACGAACAUGCGCGAGCACGGCCUGAUCAAGCGCGGGGACGAAACCACCAGCACCACCGGCAGCACCGGCAGCAGUAGCCCGGAAGGCGAACCGGUAUACCCUCAUCUCCUCCCCGGCGAAGACCUCAGCCACCUGCAAUGGUACGCCGACCUCCGGCGAUGGGGCACGGCGCCACACGGAGGCUUCGGACUAGGAUUCGACCGGUUCCUGGGGUAUUUGGCCGGCGUGUCCAGCGUGCGGGACGUGGUCGCGUUUCCGAGAUAUUACGGACGGGCGGAUUGCUAGUCGGGAUCUCGGGAUCCUUGGAGACAAACCAGCAUGGAAUACUGACUGGGUGUAUAUUAUUGACAUGGAUAGAGAGAUAGACAGGGAAUAUGAAUCAGGCAAAAGAAACACGGUAUGUAUGACCAGGUAGAUAGGUAGGUAGCUAG